CUCAGCCGCUCCCUCCCCGCACUCUUGUCUGGAGAGGAAUCGAGCACCGAGCGCAUCGAUAGCACUGCCCUCUGCGGCCGCCCGGCCCCGAACUCAUCGGUGCUCUCGGAGCUCGAUUUCCCUAGGCGGCGGCCGCGGCGGCGGAGGCACAGCGGCGGCGGUGGCGGCGGCGGCGGCGGCGGCGGCGGCGGUGGCGGCGGCGGCUCGGCCAGUACUCCCGGCCCCCGCCAUUUCGGACGGGGAAAGAGCGCGGCGCAGGCACUGAAGGCGGCGGCGGGGGCCAGAGGCUCGGCGGCUCCCAGGUGCGGGAGAGAGGCCUGCUGAAAAUGACUGAAUAUAAACUUGUGGUAGUUGGAGCUGGUGGCGUAGGCAAGAGUGCCUUGACGAUACAGCUAAUUCAGAAUCACUUUGUGGAUGAAUAUGAUCCUACGAUAGAGGAUUCCUACAGAAAACAAGUAGUAAUUGAUGGAGAAACCUGUCUCUUGGAUAUUCUCGACACAGCAGGUCAAGAGGAGUACAGUGCAAUGAGGGACCAGUACAUGAGGACUGGGGAGGGCUUUCUUUGUGUAUUUGCCAUAAAUAAUACUAAAUCAUUUGAAGAUAUUCACCAUUAUAGAGAACAAAUAAAAAGAGUUAAAGACUCUGAAGAUGUACCUAUGGUUCUAGUAGGAAAUAAAUGUGAUUUGCCUUCUAGAACAGUAGACACAAAACAGGCUCAGGACUUAGCAAGAAGUUAUGGAAUUCCUUUUAUUGAAACAUCUGCAAAGACAAGACAGGGCGUUGACGAUGCCUUCUAUACAUUAGUUCGAGAAAUUCGAAAACAUAAAGAAAAGAUGAGCAAAGAAGGUAAAAAGAAGAAAAAGAAGUCAAAGACAAAGUGUAUAAUUAUGUAAAUACAAUUUGUACUUUUUUCUUAAGGCGUACUUAAGUAAAAGUGGUAAUUUUUGUACAUUACACUAAAUUAUUAGCAUUUGUUUUAGCAUUACCUAAUUGUCUUUCUGCUCCAUCCAUACUGUUAGCUUUUAUCUUGAAUGCUUAUUUUAAAAUGACAGUGGAAACUUUUUUCCUCUAAGUGCCAGUAUUCCCUGAGUUUUGGUUUUUGAACUAGCAAUGCCUGUGAAAAAGAAACUGAACACCUGAGAUUUCUGUCCUGGGGUUUUUGGUGCAUGCAGUUGAUUACUUCCUAUUUUUCUUACCAAUUGUGAACUUGAGUGUGAAACAAAUUAAUGAGCCUUUCAAAUCAUCCCUGUUCUGUGUUUUAUCAAUCAUAUACAUGGAUUAAUUACUAAUUAUAACUUCAGUUGAGAUUUCACGAUUGGUUUUACUGAAGCAUUGAGGGAACACAAAUUUAUGAGCUUCCUGUAGAUUCAUCUUGUAGGUUUCAUGUCCUGUAGUUUCAGUUACCCUUAAUGAAUGUAAAGGUACACUGUUCACAAAGGUUUUCUCCUUCUUUCCACUGCUAUUUGUCAAUGGUCACGUUCCCCCAAAUAUUAUAUUUUUUCUAUAAAAAGGGAAAAAAUUGAAAAAAAUACAAGGCAAUGGAAUAUUAAAAGGCCAUUUACUUUCUACAUUAGGUGAAUUCCUAUAAUACUCUGAAUAGCUUUUCCUGUUAAGGCAAACCCAGAAUGUAAUGAGGAUUAUAACAACCAUUUUGGGGCUAUAUUUACAUGCUACUAAACUUUUGUAAUAAUUGAAAAAAAUUUAACAUGUAUUGAAUUACAAAAAUUCUCAUAGGAAUUAAAUAUAGUCUCCCCGUGUCAGAUUGCUCUUUCUUAGCAUAAAUCUUUUCUUGAACUUCAGUCUUUGAAAGUAGUUUUAAUUCUACUGGUAAUGAUGUUAAAAAUUAUUUGGUCCAGUUAGCUUAGUAGGUGUUACAGAGACCAAGGUGGAAAGGCCAGGCCUUGUGUGAGCUUUGAGCUUCACUGAGAGUUUCACAGUAUGGACUGCAUCCCUAUGGUCUUCCAAUGUUGUCAUGCCUUGGCUGGUCAAAAAUGGGGACUGGGAGAGAGUUUGGAUAGCUCAGCAGGGUACAUUCUCACUAUGUGGUAGUCCUACUCAAGAACGUCACUUUUGUUGAAACGAAACUUCAAAAAAACAUUAUUUUUAAAUGAGGUUUUAGGGUGGGGUGGCAAGAUUUUAAUUUUUUUUAAACAAAAUGAAAAAGUUUCAAAAUCUUGAGUAUUGGCUAGUUCUCUUAACACUGGCUAAAGUAACACUUUACAAGUCUGGUCCAUAAUUAAGAAUAUCUAAUGCUUAUAAAAUAGAUAAAUUAAUGUUAAAAUGAUUCUUUCAAUGCAUUUAAAAUGUUAACUUAUUUUAAAAUAUUUGAACUGAGAUGGUGUGUUGAGGUGAAAAUAUCACUGGACAAGGAGGAAGGUGGCUUAGUUUCUAGUUAUGUGUCUUUCAUAACUCCAAUUUUAGGCAAAUCACUUACUAUCCAUUUCUUCAUGUUAAAAGAAGUCAUCUCAAAGGCUGUAUCUAGCAUUAUAACUAUGUGAUUUACAUUCAGUUUACAUAAGGAUAUACCUAUUUGUCAGUCUCAGCACAAUCUGUAACUUUUUACCUGUGUUAUCAUCUUCAGUGCCAGUCUUAGGCAAAAUUGUGCAAGAGGUGAAGUUUAUUUCUGAAUAUCCAUUCUCCGCUUUCAGGACUUCUCCCAUAUUAGUGUCAUCUUGCCUGCCUACCCUUCUACAUGCCCCAUGACUUGAUGUUUUUUCUUUUAAUACUUCUCAUUCCCCUAACCUCAAAGAUUUAUUGCUGCUUUGGAUAUCUCCAUGAAGGCUUCCCAUCAAGUCACAUCAAAAUGCCCUACAUCUUACUUCCUCAGGCUCAGCAUAAUCCGACAGACACUAUAAUGGAAUUUGACCUACGAGUUAAUUUUCAGGUGGUGGCUGUAGCAAUUUAAUCUUGAUCCUUUGAACAUCAUCUCUUUGCUGCCUGGUCCAUCAGGGACAAAGUAGGAAUUUUCAUACCUGCUAUGAGGAGUCAGAUCCCUAUCCAGUGGAAUGAGAAUUUAACAAAGGUAGUGCUGAAAGAAUUCCUUACGUAAUCUACGACGACGACUAGCCCUGCUAAUGAUACAUUCCAUUGUUUUAAAAGCUAAAAUUUUGCAAUGAAAGAAACUUUAAAAUUUAUUCAUAAAUCUUACUCUUUAGCAGAAUUCAUUUAUUCAACAAAUAUUUGAGUGCCUUCUAGAUGCCAGGCACUACACAAGGCACUGGGGAUAUUAGAGUAUCCUCAGACAAGGGACAUAAUCCCUGUCCUUAGGUAGUGCUUAUAUUCUAGAGCAGUCUGUAUUUUAGUGAGGCAUCUGGCACAUGACCCAGAUAUAAUGCAUAUUGUAGUUUUGCAAAGAAGUGAUUUGGUCUCUAAGCUUAGUUUCUUCCAGUUCUGAAAUAAUUGUUUUGCUCUGAUUCCAAUGUAACUGUUUAAUCAAGCUACUUUUUAAAAUUAAAUUAGUUUACUUCAUUGUUUUAAAGGAGUAAAAUUUGAAUAUUGUUUUUUAUUUGAAAGAAUGAUGUGAUUCUAUUGGGACAAUUAUAGUACCAAUUAAGUUGUAUGUCAGAUAAUGUUAAAAUUCCCUUGUGUGUAGUAUGGUCUCUUUGUAUAAGUAAUUAAAAUAGACUUUAAAAAUUAAACAUUGAAUUCUAAAAUAGUUGUUUAUCUGGGUAAAAAUAAACAGAUGCCGGACCUAACUCACAGAAAAGGAAACGUCUAUGUAAAAAUCAAUAUGAUUUCUGAGAUGCUAUACUAAACUACAGGUUUAUGGAACAUUAUCUAGUUAGGGUGUUUACACUUACAUAGUACCUCCUCUUGUUUCCACACAAGAGAAAGAAAUGGCCAUACUUCAGGAAUUGCAGUGUAUAACUGAGGGGAUUUUUAGGACUCUUGAAUUUUUGAUGUAGCUGGGCAAUUUUUUUAUGGCAGUGGUAAUUAUCCUUUAUUAUGUGAAUUUUGAAUGGUUUAAUAAAAUGUUUGUUUAUGUAGAUAUUUUAAAAGGGGAGAGAUAAUCCUAGAAAUAACAAAUGUUAUCUAAUUAUUAUAGCCUUAAAGAUAAAAAUCCUUGAAGUUGAAAAAAACUGCUAAAUUACAUAGGUUUAGACAUUAACAUGUUUAUGGAAGAAUGUAGCAGAAGUAUGUAGUAAAAUUUGAGUGAAUAUCUCCAAUUAGGAAUUCUAGGCUCUAUUUUAACUGAGUCACACUGCAUAGGAAUUAGAACCUAACUUUUAUAGGUUAUCAAAAUCUUAGCCACCAUUGCACAAUUUUGUCCUAAAAUAUGUAGAAACUUUGUGAGGCAUGUUAAGUUGCAGUUUGCACAAGUUCAUCUCAUUUGUAUUCCAGUGAUUUUUUUUUCUUCUAUCCAUUUUUUCUGAACAAUAUAUACACAUUUAGGUUUUUUUAUAGGCAGUAAGAACUAUCUGCCAUUUCCAUUUGCCAAAAAGUAAUAAUUUCUUGAUGAUUAUGUAUUAAUGAUUUUUAACAACCCAUUAGUUAUUUUAAAGCUGAACUUACAUUUAAUAACUUUGGUGUUGAUAUUGGGUAGCAUGAAAUCUGCAUUGAGAAAUUGAACAGCAUAAGUCGAACAGCUGUAAAUUCCUUCAGAAAAUGAAAUUUCUUUCUUUCUAAAGAUAUAUUCACGUCAGUUCUUUAAAAAGAGUUGUAACUAGUAACACUUGUUUUAGUUUAAUAGUUUUAAGUGCCUGUUUGGGAUGAUAACAGGCAAUUUUUAGAUGAAUUUAGGAAAAACAAAGUUAUUACCUACAGAAGUGUCAAUUACAGAAGGUCCCCUUCCCUAUAGAGAGCUAAAUGGGUUAUGUAAUGUUUUAUCCAAAAAUUUCCAAUUCCACUGUCUUGUGUUUUCAUGUUGAAAAUACUUUUGCAUUUUUCCUUUGAGUGCCAAUUUCUUACUAGUACUAUUUCUUAAUGUAACAUGUUUACCUGGAAUGUAUUUUAACUAUUUUUGUAUAGUGUAAACUGAAACAUGCACAUUUUGUACAUUGUGCUUUUUUUUUGUGUGUGGGACAUAUGCAGUGUGAUCCAGUUGUUUUCCAUCGUUUGGUUGCGCUGACCUAGGAAUGUUGGUCAUAUCAAACAUUAAAUUUAAAAAUGACCACUCUUUUAAUUAAAAUUAACUUUUAAAUGUUUAUAGGAGUAUGUGCUGUGAAGUGAUCUGAAAUUUGUAAUAUUUUUGUCAUGAACUGUACUGCUCCUAAUUAUUGUAAUGUAAUAAAAAUAGUUACGGUGACUAUCA
Molecule: messenger RNA, 5251 nt
Organism: Delphinapterus leucas (beluga whale)
Lineage: Eukaryota; Metazoa; Chordata; Mammalia; Artiodactyla; Monodontidae
Gene: KRAS
Product: KRas proto-oncogene, GTPase
Biological process (GO): signal transduction
Cellular component (GO): membrane
Molecular function (GO): GTPase activity; GTP binding
Source: RefSeq, a predicted model, not a curated record